Messenger RNA from Botrytis sinoallii, 1059 nucleotides. RefSeq lists its product as uncharacterized. The record is from RefSeq and is a predicted model, not a curated record. The coding region runs from base 1 to 1059 and encodes 352 amino acids. Gene Ontology annotation, molecular function: protein binding. NCBI's taxonomy places the organism in Eukaryota, Fungi, Ascomycota, Leotiomycetes, Helotiales, Sclerotiniaceae. The transcript is spliced from 13 exons.
AUGCCUCUUCUUGAUUUACUAAAGAAAAAGGAUAGAACCGCAGGAAAUGAUGCGCAUUCUCCACGCGCCGAUCCAGAAGCUGGUCCAGUUUUCACAUUCAUGAGAAGUGAUACAAAUACACAAGAAGUAAUAUCACCACCAAAUGUCUCUUCUUCGGAAUCAUCCCUGCAACCCUCGGUGUCAGUGAACAAACCGAAUAAUGAAUUGCGAACUAGUCGAUUGUUUGGAGGACGGCCCAGGAGCAACUCGCGCGAAUCGGGAAACUCGGGCACAUCUGGCGCAUCGAUUUCUUCACAUGUUAGUGAUAGAUCUACGUUGAAAUCAGCGCACAAUAGUAAAAGAAUAUCAGAACGUUUUGGUUUGCGCAAGCAUGAGGUAGGAUCGUCGCAUGUUCCCAGUGAUUUACCGGAGAUUACAGUGGAAGAGGCCGCGAUAGGUGAUAGAGAUGCGGAAUUACAAUGGGAGAAGAGAGCUACAAUAUUGGCACAGCAGAAUGAGAGCAGAAAUGUGGACGAUGAUCUCCAGGAAGCUAUUCGACUUCAUGAGGAAGGGCACUUAGAAGAAGCAACAAAGCUAUUUGAAAUAUUGGCAGACCCUCAUGGUGCCAAUAAUGCUCUUUCUCAGGUCUUAUAUGGUCUUGCUCUCAGACAUGGCUGGGGAUGUCAAGCCAGUCCAGUCGAAGCCGUCACGUACCUUUCGGCAGCAGCAUCAAAUGCAGCAGCAAUCGAGGAGCUUGCGCUGCAAUCCGGAAAAAUGAAAGGGGGAGCUGCCAAGGGGGAGCUUGUCAUUGCGAUUUAUGAGCUAGCAAAUUGCUUCAGAAAUGGCUGGGGGGUCAAAAAAGAUCCAACAGCAGCUCAGAAAUACUACCAAACUGCUGCAGAACUUGGAGAUACAGAUAGUAUGAAUGAGGUUGCACGAUGCUACUUAGAAGGAUUUGAUGAGGCUGAUGGUUCUUUCUGGUACCGAGCAGCGUACUAUCUUCGCAAGGCCGAAAAUGCGGGUGUAAAAACACUGGGCAAUUCUUGGAUUUGGAAGGAUAAAUACAAUCCUAAGAAGUAA